AUGGCCCCCGAACCGCGGGCCGUUCGCGAGCUGGGCCUGCUCUCCUCCCCCGCUUCCCGUCCCUCGGUUGACCAGGCCAACUCCGAGCUGAAAGCCCUGCAGUUUCGGGCGGUGACGGACUACAACCGACUACGAGACGGGGUGGCUCGCCUGGGCAGCGAUGCCGACACGGUGCGCGCGCGCCAGCAGCUCAGCAGCUUUUCACAGAGCUUCAGAGACUUGGCCGUGGAGUUCAAGCAGAAGGUGGCCUCCCACCCGGCUCGGGACGCUGCCUCCACCCAGAAGCUCAUCCGGGAUUUCCAGAAGCAGGCGCUGCUGGCGACCGAGAACGCGCUGGUGUUCAACGAGGCCCUGAUCGAGGAGCGCGACGCGGCGGUGCGCGCCAUCGGCGGCCAGAUCGGGGAGGUGCACCAGAUCUUCCAGGACCUGGCGGUGCUGGUGUCGGACCAGGGCGCGGCGCUGGAUGACAUCGAGGCCAACAUCUCGCGCGCCGCGGCGCACACGGGGGAGGCCAACGUGCAGCUGGUGCAGGCGGAGCGCAGCCAGCGCGCGGCGCGGGGCUCCUGGUGUGUGUUGCUGGCCGCCGCCGCCGCCAUCCUGCUGGUCCUCAUCCUGAUCAUCGCCGCGUGA
This is a messenger RNA of Auxenochlorella protothecoides, 630 nucleotides long. RefSeq names its product Syntaxin-22. The coding region runs from base 1 to 630 and encodes 209 amino acids. Gene Ontology annotation, cellular component: membrane; SNARE complex; endomembrane system. Gene Ontology annotation, biological process: intracellular protein transport; vesicle-mediated transport; vesicle fusion. Lineage: Eukaryota; Viridiplantae; Chlorophyta; Trebouxiophyceae; Chlorellales; Chlorellaceae. Gene Ontology annotation, molecular function: SNAP receptor activity; SNARE binding. The transcript is spliced from 3 exons. The record is from RefSeq and is a predicted model, not a curated record.